GAAAGGGCUUUCCCUGAACCCCGGCGGCUCCAGCCUGGCGCUCCCCAUCGCUGCCGCUCGCUGGUUGCGACUUAAUGUGUAAGCUGCGGUUACAUUUUUAAAUAGCAGGUUUUGUUCGCCUUAAUAAACGCGUGUUAGUCGGGGCUGCGAGCAGGUGGAUAGGACUGGAGGAUCAUAAGAUUGGUCUCUAUGCAUAUUGCAGAUUAAGCUCGCAAAUAGGUGCAGUUAAUAAUUUCCGCCCUAGUUAGGCCUGGAAUUCUUCAAACUCUGCUGGAAUGCUCGUUUCUAAAAGCAUAGGUGGAAGCCUUAUGCUGUAGUUUUCCACUUUAUUUUUGAUGUGGCUAAAAUUCUGUAAUUCAGGCAGGUAACUGCAGUGUGGGAAAUACCAUAAAAAUUGAAAUGAUGCUGUGAUCUCAAAAUUCUAAAGUGACCCCUAAACACAGGAAGGGAAGACAAAAAGAAAUCCACAAAAGAGAUAUAAUUCAUAGUGAUUUGCAACUACUGUGUCUUCUAUGGUUGUUUUUUUUUUUCCCUAACAGAUUGUAAAAAGUAAACCUAAUAAUCUUACUUCUGUACUUCUUCUUGACAUUUAACCCAGUGUGCACAGAAAUCAUACAGGGCAAAAGUCAAAACCUCCACAGUUACUUUUGCAGGAAUCCUUUGAAAUAUCUAAUAAAGAAAUUAAAUUUGAAAACUUAUUGACUUCAUCUCCUUCUAGCAAAAUAUUGGACUUCUAAAACACAAGUAACAGUACUAUUUUUUUUAUCCAGUGCUUCUAAUUUUGUUGGGUUUGGGGUUUUGUAGAUAAGGUGCUGAAAUCUAAAACUCUUCAACAUUUUACUAUGCUUGCUAGCUUUGUGACGUUGUUUUAGCAUUAAAGAAUCCUAAAACUCUAAAACAUGUGUUUUUAUAUUCAGUAUAUAGAAAAUGCAGUGACUGCACACCUCUCCCUGUGACCUGACAAGUACACUUUAAAUGAACCUCAAUAGUGACCAUCUGAAGUCCUGCUGUUUCAGAGCAAAUAGUUCCGAGGUUCUGUAAGCGGAGGAGCCCUUUGGUAGCAUCAGGCUAUGAGUUGCUAUGUAAGAUGAACUGUAGGCGUUUACUUGCCCGUCUGUCUGAAUUCGCAUCAUCCUACCUCGGUGGAUGGCUUGGCCUCUGGGAUAGUUCGAGACUUUUGGAUGACCACACUUUAUGCAAAAUCCAGAAUCUUCCUGCCUGGACUCCUUUCUGUUUUCUAAGGGUUCAUGUUGGGGAGAGGCCUAAAGCGCAAGCUGAGUGACUAUGAGGAGAGCAUGGCUGGUCUCUCGAGUGCCUUUGAUUCCAGUCGAGGUCUGCCCUACCCGCUCAAGCGGCAGCUGGUGCUCAACAUGUGCCUCACCAAGCUGCAGACGUACAAAAUGCUGGUGGAGCCCAACCUGCACCGCUCCGUGCUCAUCGCCAACACCGUGCGGCAGAUCCAGGAGGAGAUGAGACAAGAGAGCAACCAGCAGCCAGUGAAUAUCUGCCCUGGCAUUGCUCCUGCUUCUCACAGCUACACAGGGCUGGAGUCUCCUGGGAUGUCCCUUCAGUUGCCUUCAGGAGUUGGUCAGCAGGAGUCUCACUGCUGUGAGCUGCGGUCUGUAGAAGACCCGAUUGAAAACAGCCUGCUGAUCGUUUCAGACGAUGACAUGUCAUCUGCUAUUUCGUCUAUUCUGAAGGAUUUAGACUUUGUAGAAGAUAUCAGCCCACCUACUUGUCUGGUUUCUACUGGAGAUGACCAGCCAAAGUUUCCAGAAAAUACUGGUCUGAAACUAGAAGAUGACAGACAGGAUUUGAAGGGAGCUGAAUGUGUGUUUGGUUCCUUUGAGAUUUCAAAUUCAACCAGUUACUUGAAGGAUUUGGCAAUAGAUGACAUUUUUGAAGAUAUUGACACUUCAAUGUAUGAUUCAGACUUCUGUUGCCCUCCCCUGAUGCCGCCCAGAUCACCAUCUCUUGCUACAGAAGAACCAUUGAAAACCUUCCCAUCUUGUAAUUCUUCUUCAGCAAACAACAUUCAGAUAUGUAGAACAGAUCUGAGUGAGUUGGACCACAUAAUGGAAAUUCUCGUUGGAUCCUGAUACUUGUUUUACCCAAAGAUACUUUUAGACUGCCACUUGAUUUGGUUUCAGGAUAAAAGCCACUGGAAUAGCUGUAAAGAAUUCUUUAAAAAGCAAACUAAAUAAUAAUUUGUCCAUAGUAGAGUUUUCUGAAUAAUUCCAAAACUUACAAACCAAAAAAGUGGCAGAUUUUUAAAAAGAAAAAUUAUUUAUCAGAACUGUGCAAUCAUAAUUUUCCUUCCAGGGUGUAUGUGGAACAAUGGGCACAUACCCUCAUCACCCCUCAUGCCUCUUUCAAUAAACUUUUUUAUGUGCAAUUUUUAAUUUGACAGAAGAAUUUACAUGCAAAGCAAAUUUCAUACGAGGUGAUCUUUUAAAAAGCCUCCACUUUAUUUUUAAUAUCAGAGUCUAUGCCAGGCUGGCAUCUGUCAAGUUGCAGAGUUAGAUUGUGUGGAUUGCAGACACGUUCUUAGAGAUGGGUAUAUUUUAAAAAUGAGACACGCUUUGCUUUCUUUUGGUCAGAAAAGCAGAUCAAGACACUUACCAACAAAGUCUCUUGCAUUUUCUAAAGCAUUCAGAACUAUUUAUUUUUGUAAAUUUUAUAGUCUUUCUACAUUUUACUACGUUAUUUCAUCAUAGUUCAAAUAUAAUGGACUUCUAGUUGGAUGUGUUUAGCACUACCUCUGAGCUGAAAUGCUUUAACUCUUUCCAGUGCUUCAUCUGAGACUGCAAAUCUUUUUGUUUCUGUUUCUUUCUGGGGGAAAGUACUUCUAACUCAUUAAGUUGAUCCUUUGACAGUGACCUUGCUGAUUUGUGAAAUCAAGGGUAUUCAAUGUUUAAAAACUUUUAAGUAUUUACAAAUUAAUUUAUAUGUAGAUUGUGCAAUUUAACAUUUUUCUGUCAGUAUUAUGUGCUUAGAUUUUGAAUAAUCUUGGCGUUCUUUAAAUUAAAAUUUACUAUGUACAGGUAGCUUUUUAUUCUCUUUUGGAAAACACUGUCCUUCAACCCUGUUUUCACUACAAAUUUUAAGAUGAUUUUUAUGUGCAAUAUUAUUUAAAGAGAUACACAUUUGUAUACCUGGCAUUGUGGGAAGAAACGCUUCAAACUUAAAACCUCUAGCACCUUUGGAGGAUACUCAGCCACCAUUUCUUCAUCCUUUCAGAAGCCCAGCUGAGAGCACUGAGAACUCGUCACCCUCUGCUGUGACAGCCCUGGAGCACCCGUGGGGCUGUGGGGAGCCAGGGCUGGUGGCUCUGUCCCUCCCCGGGGCUGGGGCCACCUGGGCUUUGGAACCCCAGAGCUGCUGCCCCAGGCUGUCCUGGGUGGGGCGGGGGUGUUUUUAUGCAGAUACACAAACAUCCUGCUCAGCUGGAGAUGAGAUUUGCAGUGAGAACUGGUUUUCCAUCAGGCAGUUUGGGUUCUGUGUUUCAGCCUGAACCGAGGUCUCGAUCGAUCCCUGCUAUCGGCUUCCGAGUUUCACACUUGCACACUGCUUUUUUUUGGUUUGGAUUUUGUUUUUCUUUUUUUUCCUUCUUUUUUUAAUUAUAAAACUUUUACUUUGUUCUUGAAAGAUGCAGCACCUGUCUUGGAAACUUGCAGUUGUAAAAUCUUUGCUUUGGUUUGUUGUUUUUUUUUGAUUUUUGUUGUUCUGCUGAGACUUUCUAUGAAUGGAGUGUCGGCAGAGGGAAAAAAUGUUGCCUGUGUGUUGCAUCUCACAGAAGUUGAAAUCCUGGCCCUGUUGAAGGGGCCAGGGUGUCACCUGGUAUUUCUAGUCUUAACUGAUGCUGUGGCACACCUACCUUGUGCAGAGAUCUCCAUUUUUUACUGUGACUCUCUUGGUUAACAGUUAGCUGCCGACAUAAUUUGGUAUCCCAGGCCAAUGGAGAACCAUUUCAGGUCACAUCCUCGCAGCCAUCCGGGUUGUUUAGCAACUGAAGGGUAUAAAUGUAUUUAUAUGCAUAUAUUGUAUUGAUUCUAAUAUAAAAUUUCUGAUCUAAAGCAUUUUGAAUUGCUGGAUAAAGGGAUUUGUUUGAAGAGUGUAUAGCUAGUUCUUGAAGAGGUACAGCUUCAGAAUGUACACAGAUUGUGCAUUGUGUAUAGACUACUCUGGCUUUUCCUCAGCCUCUACUUUUGUAUUAAAAAUAUGACUGAAUAAAUCCUUGAAAUAUUAAGGGCCUUCUGCACUGUGAUGAAACAGAGAUGCGGUUAAAAAUGUCUUUAAAUUCAGUGAUGAGGGAUAAAAUAAAAAGACUGCAUCUAAUCUCUUUUUGCAUUUGAAAAUAUGGAAUGUUACUAUGCAGUAAAGAUAUUUUGGUAUGAAAAUUGUAUCAUAUAGCAAAUAGUGAACACUUAAUAAAUCCACUUACUUUGCAGUCUCUACAGAAACAGAAGAGAAGACAACUUGCUUUUCAACAUUUAUGUACUAAAGUUUUUUGUAUACUGCAGCAAAAGAUUUAAUUGUUGGUAGAUCUUUUAUCAACAAUUCAAAAUGCAAUUUUUGUACAAGUGCUGGCUACAGAGCUCUGUUUCUAAUUGGUUGCUUGUGUCACAGUGCCAAGACCAUGAGCUGGUGUGUAAUGCAGUUUGGUUAUGUUUGGAAUUAUGUGCAAAGGGAAGUUUAAUUUUUAAAUAUGCACAAAUUAACUUUAAAAUCCUUCCAUGUAAAAUUAAGUUAGAGGCUAGUUGUGGUGGACCUAUUUAUUGUAUGUUUGGAAAUAAAAGCCACAGUUUUGCAUUUAAACCAGUUAUAUUUUGGAGCUGUUGGUAUGUGACUUUUUUAAAAACAAAGCAUAAAAAAAUCUGUGGCACCCUGCCACCUUUUCUUUGGUCUUUCACUCACAAAGACAUGGCAUUUUCCCUAGG
This is a messenger RNA of Lonchura striata (white-rumped munia), 4940 nucleotides long. NCBI's taxonomy places the organism in Eukaryota, Metazoa, Chordata, Aves, Passeriformes, Estrildidae. The record is from RefSeq and is a predicted model, not a curated record.